Molecule: messenger RNA, 4310 nt
Organism: Hypoxylon fragiforme
Lineage: Eukaryota; Fungi; Ascomycota; Sordariomycetes; Xylariales; Hypoxylaceae
Exons: 2
Coding region: 296-4207 (1303 amino acids)
Molecular function (GO): protein binding
Source: RefSeq, a predicted model, not a curated record
AAAAAGUAAAGAAAAAAAAUGAUGCUCCAUGUCUCCCCGUCAUACUACUACUGUACAGUUUUUGGAUUUCACACCUACCUACAUAUAUUUAAACAUGGCAUUUGAUUUCUCAGUGUUCCGAUGAAUCUGUCUUGCAAUCAAUACAUGAAAUGGAUUCCUUUUCUAUCGUAUUAUAGUACAUGUCAUGGUACUAGAUAGUUCCAGAGUGAUGCCUUUAAAUUCCCCAAAAGGCACAUCCGAAUCGACCCGUGAGCUAUUACACGAGGUGCCGAUCACCUCUUAACGGUCUAUCCUAAUGUUGGAGAAGACGGCUGCCAGUUUGGAACCAUGUAGCUUCCAACGGAUCGUUCCUGGCACCGCCCAGUCCUUCCGGUCUACUAGGCAACUUCGCAACCUCUUCUGGCACCAUGGAGCUGCUGAUGUUGAGCUUACUACUUCUUGGCAAGCUUUAAUGCAUGGCACUUUCGAUCUUCAUCCAAAUCCACAGCCUGAAGAGAACAAGAGCUCUGCUCUGGCCGCUUCGACAUUUCUUGUCGACUUUCUGUAUCCGAGUAGCGCUCUUUCACUUAUGCGCCGCCUUACCCCGACCACCACUACUAAUGGUUCCUCCUCCUCUUCCUCCAACCGUCCCAACACCUUCCGCUAUAAUCAGCGAUUUGCGAGACCUGUGUCUCGUCUUUUCACCUCAUCUCUCAACAAGCAGCGAGCUGAUACUUCCGGAAACAAACCUACCAACGGCAAGGAAGCGCAUGAAACUAACCCUGACGACCCUGAUCCCAACGACCCUGACCAUAACGAACCUAGCCCUAACGUAUCUAGCGAUGAAGGCGGCGAAGUUGGCCCGGAGCUAGUAGACAACUCCAAGCCCCCCAAGGAGAGCGAUAAACCCAAGGUCCCUAAAAAUGCCUAUAUUCCGAUGGUGUCUGCAGGUGAUACAUCCCAGCGGCUUAAUUCCGAGCUUGAUCAGACAACUACAGAAUCCCAUCCCACCGAAACCAACGGGGAAGAUACAACUCCAAGCACCAAUCAUCGGGAGGAACUGAAGAGUCUGUUAGAGCGCAGCCGUCUUGAAGAUGCUGAUCGCGUCUGGUACCAUUAUCAGUCUAUGACCAAAAAAACAGAAAAUAUUAUGAUUCAAGUUCUACUCUUCCUCUCCAAAACUGGUCGAUUAUCCGAUUCAUGGAAAGUAUCGGAGCUUUUCCAUAAACUCGGUCCGUCACUAUGGACCGACCCUGUGUUUCUAGCAGGCGUCGCGGCUGAAGUUAACCUGCAAAAUACCGAUCGGGCGAUAGAAGUCUUUGUUCACGGCCUAGGUGAUAUUUUUCUUAAAACUACGACUUUGGUCGAUGCUCUAGAUUUACUACUCGCCACAGCAUUGAGCUCUCCUACAUAUGAUUAUCUGGAAAAGGUAUGGGAGCAUUAUCCAGAAAUGAUCAAGAGAUGGGACUUCGAAGGCAUAACAUCAGAGCUGAGGCUUGUUGCCAGGGUUGAGGGCCUGGCUAAGAAAGCUCUCGCUUUUCAAGAAUAUCUGGCCGCAAAGCCUCAGAAGCUCGAUAGUGCAGAACCUACAGAAUCUACAGCAGCUAUGGCAGCUACAGAAGCUGCAGAAGUUUCAGAAUCUACAGAAGCUACAGCAACUACAGAAACUAUAGAGCCUACAGAGCCUACAGAGCCUACAGAAUCUGACGAAGCUCCCGAAGCUCCCGAAUCCCAGCAAGAAGCAUUGAAUGUGCUACAGAGAAUUAUUGUUCGCAGAGCUCUUGUAUCAUCCGAUAUUGAUUAUGUUCUUCCUCUUCUCAACUCAUUAAAAGAUCCGCUUGCUUUCGAGCAUUAUUUGAGAAACAUAACGGAGAGGAAUCAAAGAGACGUCGGAAUGAGCGCGUAUGAAAUCUAUCGCAAAUUGCCGGGGGCCACGCCGAGCCGCCAAGUUCUUUACGAAAUGUUCAAAUUAUACUCUAGCAUGAAAGGGUCGCUUGGAAUCAAGCUCGCUGGACUGGAAAAUAUUUGGGAAGACUGGCAUAAGUUUCAUACCAACCCUUCUCGCCGGGCAUAUCAAAGGUACCUGGCCUUCUAUGCGCGUCAGGGAGAUACAAAGAAAGUUUAUGAACUCUGGCCCAAAUUUAUUGAGCUGUAUCGCGAUGAUGUGGAUUUCCCUGCUAUAAUGGGUGACGAUACGUUUGCGCAUCUUCUCCAGGUGCAUGCGGUAAAGGGCGAGGCUGAUGAAACGGAACGGAUCUUUCACGAUAUCUCGAAGAAGUUUCGUUUAAAACCCAACAAAUACCACUGGAAUAUCUUGCUCAAUGCUCGCGCCAAGGCUGGCGAUUAUGAUGGUGCGAUAGCUACUUUCGAAAAGAUCUGUGGACAAGUGCUGGCGGACAAGUAUACUUUUGGCAUCAUGAUGCAGAUGGCUGGUGUCAGGGGUGAUUUGGGAUUUACCGUUGAACUGUAUCGCCGACGAAUACGUGCUGGCGUGGAUGUCAGUGAUGCUAUCCUUAGUAGUCUCGUCGAUGCGUACAGCCAGAAUGGACAUUUCCAAGCAGCUCGAGAUGUUUGCGUUCGUGCCGCAGAGAAAGGCAUCGUAUCAACUCAGAUGUGGAACAAAGCCAUUCAUUAUCAUGCCCUCAACCGAGAUCUUGACGCCAUGAACAACCUACUCACUCUCAUGGCUACUCACAGUGUUCCCUUUGACUCGUACACCUUUCAGCAGUUGCUUCUGGGUUUGGCUUUAUGUCGGCAAUCGCAGCACGCUUUGAAUCUCCUCGGAAUAUCACUCAAAGACCAGGUUUUCGAGGUCACUCCAGAACACUUCCAUAUCGUUAUGGGUGCCUUGUUAAUCACAGGAGAGCCUGGCCCGGUUCUGCGGCUUCACAAAGUGAUGCAGGACCGCGGAUACCCGACCUCAACAGACAGUCUAUUCCGAGUGACGCAGGCGCUUGCGCAAUGGAAGAAGAUGUCCCCAAUGCAACGAAAGCGGCAGACUGCAACAGGAUGGCUUGGAAAUGCGCUGCGGUCUUUCCACCAUAUAUACGGCUUAAGUAGUCGAGCGAGGAGUAGUAAAUUCGCACCCCCAAGGACCGGCACCACUCGACCAGGAGAACUACUGAGGCAGAGUUCCGAGAAAACUCAUUUCAGCACCAUGGUGUACCUGCUGGCUCAGAUGAAGGAUUUCGCCCAAGCUCGUGAGCUCGUGGAUCUUUACAGUUAUAUCUUCCAGGGCGAACAAGAUCUUGGCGGAAUACUACCCAUCGCCAUGCUCAAUUCUGUCAUGCGAAUGGAUCUUUUAGAUAAACAGUAUGAACGCGUUCAAGCCACAUGGGAUCAAACUCUUGAAACGGCAAAAGAAGGUGCACGAUCAGCGGACUAUGUCGUGCACCUAAAGCAUACGCCAAAGAUCUCAGCGAAAUACCGUUAUAUCCUAGCGGAUGGCCUUCAGGUUAUGAUGCAAAUGCACCUCGAAAGGGAAAAUGGCGCGGAACUUCAAAGGGUGGUGCAAAAGGUUCGUUCGGAGGGAUUCGAGCUGGACAGCAAGAAUUGGAACUUUUACGUACAGGCACUGGUUCAAGUAAACGAGCUCAAGUCUGCAUUCAUCACGUGCGAAGAGAUACUGAUGCCGAAUUGGACGGGAUGGCACAUUCUCCGUACAAAGGAGAAUGUGCGAAACAAGAUAUCUCUCGACUUACGACGAAAGGGAACAUCCCCCCGGUAUCUUCGACCGAUCGCCACGACGCUGUAUCAUCUAGCGCGAGCUUAUAUGGAGUUGGAUCAAUCCGGGCCGUAUUCUAUAGAAGCGGCGAGAGCGGCACAAGAGGUAGAAAGAGACUGCCCACAAGCAGUCCGAGCCAUCAGAUCUAUGAUUCGGGUACAUUCGACGGCUGAAUAUCAGAUUCUCGGUGAGGAGGAUUUCGCCCAAUUUGAUGCCGCCGAAGAAGAAGACGAAGAAGGUGAAUUCGGAUUUGAAAACGAGGGCGACGACGAUGCUCAAUCUGGAGCUAUAGGUACAGAUACAAGCUACAAUACGAAGCUUGGAGCUGGAACUGGAGCUGGAACUGGAACUGGAACUGAGACUGGGUCUGAAUUUGAGUCUGAGUCUGAGUCUGAGUCUGAGUCUGAGUCUGAGUCUGAGUCUGAGUCUGAGUCCGAAUCUGAAUCUGAGUCCGAGUCUGAAGUAGAGAAGAAGAAGAAGAAGCCUGUGUGGCGACGUGUAUAAAAGACGUUGCUUCCUGUUGUAUAUAUGAAGCACUACAUAUUUUGUAACCUAGUAGAUAAAUCUCAGAGUACUUAAAUGUAUAGCAACCAACAAUCGUAUUUAA